UCGAGCGCUAUAGCAGAAGAGAGCGCGAGAGCACUGCGGAGCCACGCGCACAUUUGAGAAAAAGAACUGCGACGGGCGCCAGUAUAUGCCUUGUCCUUAUCGGACAGCGGGCAUUAAUUAGAGAUAACAAAAACAAUAAAAGGUUAAAAAAUAUUUGGAAACGACUGCUGUAUCAAUUCGAACAGCCUAGAUAAAAUACAGAAGACGAGGAGAGGCAGUGUAUAUUUACAUCGGAUGCUCUUGUACAUAUAUAGACGCGUGAAUCGCUGCGUACUACUACUUUAUACGGUGAUGCCUCAGUAGAGCCCUAGUUUCCUUCAGCUCCCUCUGGUCACAGAGCCCAGCCCUGCAACAAUAUCCCCCUGCUUGAUCCAAAAUGGCUGCCACCAAAAGCGGUUAUGAGGGCAAGAUAGCCGGCCUAUAUGACCUGGACCGCACACUGGGCAAAGGUCAUUUCGCUGUGGUCAAACUAGCCCGUCACGUAUUCACAGGCCAACUAGUUGCAGUUAAAGUCAUCGACAAGACCAAGCUUGAUGCCUUAGCAACCGGCCACCUGCUCCAAGAAGUCAGAUGCAUGAAGCUAGUCCAGCACCCCAACGUUGUGCGACUGUAUGAGGUCAUUGAUACACAAACCAAGCUCUACCUCAUCCUGGAGCUGGGCGAUGGAGGUGACAUGUACGAUUACAUCUUGCGUCACGAAGGUGGUGUGGCCGAAGACACAGCGAAAGUGCACUUUGCACAGAUCGUACGCGCAAUAGCCUACUGCCAUCGUCUGCAUGUUGUGCACCGGGAUUUGAAGCCAGAGAAUGUUGUUUUCUUCAGGCAACAGGGGACGGUGAAACUAACCGAUUUCGGGUUCAGUAACCAUUUUCAACCCGGCACAAUGUUAAUGACGAGCUGUGGUUCGCUAGCUUACUCUGCCCCAGAAAUACUUCUAGGCGAAGAGUAUGACGCUCCUGCAGUAGAUAUCUGGUCACUGGGUGUGAUCCUCUAUAUGCUGGUCUGUGGACACCCACCCUUUCAAGAGGCCAAUGACAGUGAGACCCUUAUCAUGAUCAUGGACUGUUGUUACACUGUACCUGACCACAUCUCUCCAGAAUGCAAAGAUUUGAUUUCACAUAUGCUGCAAAGGGACCCUGCUAAGCGGGCAUCUCUCACUGAGAUAGAGGGCCACCCUUGGCUGCAGGGUAUCGACCCCUCGCCCACCGGGUAUACAGCCGCCCCGCUCACCUCCCACCGCAGUUUGUUGCCUGAAGAGCAUGAGUUCAUAAUGCAGGCCAUGACCAGUGGCAACAUUGCAGAUCGAGAUGUCAUACAGGAAGCACUGGAGGCAGACAGAUAUAACCACAUCACAGCCACGUACUACUUGCUGGGAGAGCGACUCCUCCGAGAAAAACAGGAGCAGACCAGUAUCACUCCUGAACAAAGACAUGCACAGAGGCCCAUGUCAGAACCACUGGACUUGGUGAGCCAAGCACCCCGGGCUGAUACACUAAGAGGAACCCCUUUGGGUCCAUUAGCACCCCUUAGUGCUCUUUCCUCUGGCUAUGUCCGAAGGGGUGUGAGCGAAUCUGGGGACCUGCUGGCCCCCAAAACCAGCCGUCAUGAUAACUCCUUCAGUGACUUUUGUAGCACGGCUCCUUGCUUGAAUCUCAACUUGCGCCCUCUACCUCCAGAUCAACCUACUGUGAAGAGCCUUGGAGCCUUACAGCAGAUCUGUGAGGAAGAAGAGGAUGAGGAGGAUGAGAAGGAGCAGAACAGGGACGAGAAGAAGCUAAAGGUGUUACCCAGUAUGCCAGGUCCACUUCCUUCAACAGAUCUCUCUUUAAAACCUUCAAGAACAUCUUUGCAAUCAGAGACUCAUAGGAGAACAGUGAGGCCAAAAAGUAAGGUGACAGGAAACUGUGAAACUUUGGCUGAGGAGGAGGAACUUGAGGAAGAGGCAGAGGGCACAGAAAAGCAGGUGGAUUCAGAGUCUAACUUCACUGCUGUCACUGUAGAACAUCAAGGGGUGAAGCCUCCAAAGAUCCAUGUAGAAGAGAUCAACCACACUGAGCUGCCAGGUAGAACAAAGGACAAGACCCCAAAGACUGAAGUCCAUUUGGAAGAGAUUAACCACAGUGAGCUACCAGGUAAAACAAGGGACAAGACCCCAAAGACUGAAGCCCAUUUGGAAGAGAUCAACCACACUGAGCAAUCAGGUAGAACAAAUGACAAGACCCCAAAGACUGAAGCCCAUUUGAAAGAGAUCAAUCACACUGAGCAACCAGGUAGAACAAGGGAGAAGAGUGUUUUCACCCACCCGAGCAUGUCUUUAGAUGAGCAUGAUGGACAAAAGAAUCAAGAUCUAAAUAUAGAUGUACCUCCUCCAGCUCCUAGACUGGAUGUUGUACAGUGCUGCUGGGGACAGCGGGAACCUUCAAAGGACACAGUAGAAAACAACAAUAACACCCUAGCCAAAUCCAGGCUUCUUGAGGUUGGGGUAGUGUCCACUCCAUGCAGUUCCCCCAGGUCCCUACCUAGGAAUCACUGUGUGGACCUGGGUCCAGAUGGGGUGGAGAUGCGCAAGACUGGGGGCGAAGUUGAGAAACCAGAGGAAGCCCAGCCCAAACCCCAGAAAGGUUUUCACAGCCCGAGGGACACAACCACUGACACUGCUAUCCGAGCUGACUCCAGCAAGGUCAAGAACGUGAACUUGCGAGAACGUCUACUGCAGUUCCCACUCUGUGAGAAAGCCUUGUCCUUUAACAUCCAGCCCACUUCUAAAGAGAAGCUCCUUCCCUUUGCACAGUAUAAUUGCUGCCAUGUGCUGUAGAGAGGGAUGCAGAGAAGAAAGAAUGCACUGGCAUUACUGGCAGUGUGACUUUGUUGGUGUGAACCCCAAUGAAAGCCCUCUACAACUGUCCAAAGUUGUAUAGACACGAAAAGACAAAGAGUGUGAUCUCACCUUAUACUGUAACCUCAGAGGUGUUUUGGUCACACAAUGUACUCAUUAUACAUCUCUAUUUUCUUUCCUUAUCCAGCAUUCCUUGCUGCUUUCCUGUAAGACAGUUAACCUCUUAAGGUCAAAGUAUACUUCGGUUUUCUGCAUGCAGCUACAUCUUGAACAGUGUGUGGGAAGCAAAUUUUGUCAUUAGAAGUGAAUGCGCGUACUUUCCACGUGCAGACCAGUUUUUUAGGCAAGCAGACAUUCCACGGCUAUGCGCGUCAUCUGCACAUGCGCCUAGCAUUUAUUGGACUAAAGAGUAUAACAAAGCAGUCGUAGUGUGCAUGUGGCGAAUUUGUCCAUAUGGGCUUGUGGUCAAAAGAGUAUACUUUGCAAGGCUAGAGCGUUCAACCAUGUGCAAGAUGUAACGGCAUACGGAAAAAUGAAGUGUAACCUAGCCCUUAGUAAUGCCGUGUAUAUGAACACCUGUAUCUACUGACACUGCUUAUGAUAUUCUGUGCUAUCUCAGAGACUUUUCUUAGAACUAGAGUAUGUCUUACCAGCAUAGGAGCUUUAAUUCAAUAGCUUGUCAUUUUGCACUGUAAUUGCUUCAACAAUUUCAAGCACCACCCAGUUUUUAAAAGUGACGAUGCAUCAUCAAACAUGGGGGUUCGAUGACCACGCUUCACAGUGAAACCGAACAAGCCAGAUUUGGCUGCAACAAGAGCAGAUUGCAAACAAUCAAAACAGAGGACAUUUAGACUCAGCUCAAGUAGGAGGACAUAGCCUUCCUGUUGUUAACAAUUAUAGAAUCAGUUUUAACUUGUUCAUUUGCUUUGUUUACUUAUUCAGGGUGACUGUGAAGCAAGUUUCUUCUUGGUACUCGCACAAUUUUUGAGAAGUUGCAUGUCCGUAUGACUGUUGUAAUUGUUCAUGCACUUUGGCCUUGUGUGGAUGUGUUUGUUAGCUAACAUCUUUACCCCCAGGCUGUGGCGCAGAAAGCAGAUCAGUUGGCCACAUUGAUACAGUGAACAGUGACAGUUUGAGAGCAUGGUUUUGAGUGCAUGCAAAAUCAGAACAGCUUAGCUUAGCAUCCACAUUCCGUUAGCUGGGGGUUGAAUAGGGUAAGAUGUUACGUAUAUCUGUGAUAUAUUUUUUCAACAAAAAAUAAAUAAAUAAAAAAGAGGCUUGAACAGCCUCUUUUGGGAGAGAUUUUUAAUGAAAAGGACAUCUUAUUACACGACAACAGAAGCCUGGUCUUCCUGGAGCUAUAUUUUGGAGUUUGUUUUAAAACUGCUAAUUCUUGGAAAUAGUUUGAAGCUUUUAUCAAGUAUUAGAGUGUUAUUAAGGGUUUGUUGGAAACAUGGCGACAAAGACAUCAUAUAAUUUUUUUUUUUUUCACAUGAGAUAUGUAAGAGGGAUUAUUUACAUAACAUUUGAACAUCUAUUUUUGUUUAAUCAUUUGUCUCUGAGUGCACAUAUAACAUAUGUUGUAACAGGAUAAGCCCUUAUCCAGACAUGUACAUUGUUGUAUAUAUUUCUUUGAGUAUAUUGCGUAUGCUAUUGGUAUGACAUUGUAUUUUGACCUUCACUUAGCAUAUAUGCUAACCAACCAUUUCAACCCCUCCAUUUUAAGUAUUAUCAAAAUGAAGGGAGUGACUUAUGACACCAUUGUCAUAAAAGAGAAAUAUGUUAAAGUCUAUGUAUAAUUUUUGUCAUAGCUUUUGUAAAUACUAUUGAGGAGCCAUAUGUUAACUUGACGCUAUAUAGCAUAGGUGAGCCUAGCUUAAAACUUACAUUAUGAAAAUCCAGCCUUUGUAUGUUGCUACGGCAUGACUGAAGCUAAUGGUUACCAUUUUUGUUUACCUUUAAACAGCCUAAACUCUUCACAUAAACAUUUAGAUAGCAAACACGACUGGGGUUACUGUUAAUUUGGUACUCCAAAAGAUGUCAAAGCUAUAUCACUAUAUAUACUGUAUAUGUAGUGCACCUUUCACCCAUUGAUUUCUCAUCAUCAGCUUGUGAAUUCGUUUGAUGUCACAGAGUUAAUGUAUGUGCAGAUGUCUUGCACUUUUUUGUGUUCAAUAUCUCAGACCAGAGAUAAGCUUGACCAAAAGCACAAAAACAGAUUUAAUGAAAUGUACAAGGUGCUUUGAGGAGAAAUAGGGCCUAUGUGGACAAAUUUCAUAUAAAGUUUUCUGGUUACAGAUAAAUUAGAAUUUUGUCACUAGUACACACCAGUUAUAAUAUGGAAAUGGAUCAUAAUUACGAUAUUGGCCUGUAGUCACAGACGCUGAGGAUCUAGGAUCAGGUUUUUCCAUUCCCAUACUGAUCACAUUUAACAGACAGUACUAAUCUAGUAGAUAAUUAGUGAGCCCUAUGGACCAAUCAGAGGGCAGAGUACAGAUUAACAUGCACUGUAUUUUCAUAUUCUUUUUUUAUUUUAUUUUUUUAAACGUAUUGAUUUUGUUUAUCAUUUUACAUGAGUCUCCAUCCUUUCCAAGCAGCUGUAAUCAUUUCAUGGCAAUUUGGGUUUGUCUGUAGUCCCAGUUUCCCUUACUAAAACUAUGACUGUGUCUAGAUAAGAUUAAUUUAUUUUUAUAUUUAUUUAUUAAAACUGAUUAAACUGUCA
Myxocyprinus asiaticus (Chinese sucker) is the source of this 5558-nucleotide messenger RNA. Its product is annotated as SNF-related serine/threonine-protein kinase-like. The transcript has 6 exons. Gene Ontology annotation, cellular component: cytoplasm. Gene Ontology annotation, molecular function: ATP binding; tau-protein kinase activity; protein serine/threonine kinase activity. The record is from RefSeq and is a predicted model, not a curated record. Gene Ontology annotation, biological process: microtubule cytoskeleton organization; intracellular signal transduction; protein phosphorylation. The coding region runs from base 377 to 2815 and encodes 812 amino acids. Lineage: Eukaryota; Metazoa; Chordata; Actinopteri; Cypriniformes; Catostomidae.